AUUUGAGGUUUUCUUGAGUACGUAGCUUGUUAGAGACGCAUGCGCCUUUCAUUCUGCUCCAGACAGCACGUACAAGCAUGUCUCAGGAAAUCUUCGAGUACAUUGAUGGACAUCAGGAAGUCUACAUUGGUCGGUUGAAAGACGCUGUGGCAAUCAAGAGUGUGUCGGCAUGGCCUGACCAUCGACCCGAAGUCGUCAGAAUGAUUGACUAUGCUGUCGAUGAGUUGAAACGUUUAGGAGCCGAAGCAUGGAAAGUUGAUCUUGGCAAACAAAAGGAUCACGACGACUUGCAGCUGCCUCCAAUCAUACUGGGCUAUCUGGGCAAAGAUCCAAAGAAGAAAACGGUCUGCAUUUAUGGGCAUUUGGAUGUACAACCUGCAUUGAAGUCCGACGGAUGGGACACUGAACCAUUCGAACUGGUCGAGAAAGACGGCAAGCUGUACGGAAGAGGAUCAACCGACGACAAGGGUCCAGUGCUUGCUUGGUUCAAUGUAAUCGAAGCUUACCAAAAGCUUGGAAAAGACAUUCCAAUCAACAUCAAGUUUUGCCUUGAGGGUAUGGAGGAAAGUGGGAGUGAGGGUCUUGAUGAUCUGGUUGUGUCUGAAAAGGACAAGUUUUUCAAGGAUGUGGAUUACAUCUGUAUUUCGGACAACUAUUGGUUGGGAAAGAACAAGCCGUGUGUCACGUAUGGUUUGAGAGGGAUUUGCUAUUUCUUGUUGGAGGUUGAGUGUGCGUCGCAGGAUUUGCAUUCUGGCUUGUAUGGAGGGACAGUGCAUGAAGCGAUGAUCGACCUUGUCCAUCUGCUAGACACGAUGGUCGACUCACACGGCAACAUCAAGAUUCCUGGUGUGAACGACGCUGUAACAGAGCUCACUGAGGAGGAAGCCAAAUCAUACGAAACCAUCGAGUUUGAUGUUGAAGAAUACCGUAAAGACAUCGGUGCUAAGAAGCUGUCCAAGGAAGGAAAAGCCAAAGUCCUCCAACAUCGCUGGCGAUAUCCAUCACUAUCUGUACACGGUGUCGAAGGUGCAUUUGAUGGUAAAGGCGCCAAAACGGUCAUACCAAAGAAGGUGAUUGGAAAGUUUUCUAUCCGCCUUGUUCCCAACCAGGAACCGAAGGAAAUUCAACGAUUGGUGAACGAGCACAUUCAGAAGGUCCACACUGCCUCGGGAAGCCCCAACCGCAUCAAUUUGAGCUCGGUCCAUGGAGCCAAGGCGUGGGUGAGCGACUUCACUCAUCCUCAUUACGUGGCCGGUCGGAAGGCCAUCAAAACAGUGUUUGGUAUCGAUCCUGAUCUGACGCGUGAAGGUGGCAGCAUUCCAAUCACUCUUACAUUUGAGGAAGCAACUGGAAAGAACGUCAUGCUGUUGCCGAUUGGUAGUUGUGAUGAUGGAGCUCAUUCGCAGAACGAGAAAAUAAAUCGAUCAAACUUUAUCAACGGGAUGAAAGUUCUUGCUGCUUACUUUGAAGAGGUCUCCAAGCUGGAGUAGUGGCUCGUGCUCCAUUGACUGGCAUCUGCAUUUGCUGAGCUGUCUGCUGCAUGACAAACUGCGCUUGUAGCAUGUAGUUGUUAGUGUCGCACCAGCUGUACGCUGUCAAUGUCUCAAUGACAAAACAAAUUGCAA
Molecule: messenger RNA, 1625 nt
Organism: Corticium candelabrum
Lineage: Eukaryota; Metazoa; Porifera; Homoscleromorpha; Homosclerophorida; Plakinidae
Product: cytosolic non-specific dipeptidase-like
Exons: 17
Coding region: 78-1490 (470 amino acids)
Biological process (GO): proteolysis
Cellular component (GO): cytosol
Molecular function (GO): metallodipeptidase activity
Source: RefSeq, a predicted model, not a curated record